Laccaria bicolor S238N-H82 is the source of this 1251-nucleotide messenger RNA. RefSeq names its product succinyl-coa synthetase beta chain, SSC-beta. The coding region runs from base 1 to 1251 and encodes 416 amino acids. Gene Ontology annotation, biological process: succinyl-CoA metabolic process; tricarboxylic acid cycle. The record is from RefSeq and is a predicted model, not a curated record. Gene Ontology annotation, cellular component: succinate-CoA ligase complex; mitochondrion. Gene Ontology annotation, molecular function: succinate-CoA ligase (ADP-forming) activity; metal ion binding; ATP binding. The transcript has 10 exons. Lineage: Eukaryota; Fungi; Basidiomycota; Agaricomycetes; Agaricales; Hydnangiaceae.
AUGCUCUCGACGUUGAGGAAGGCGGGUACCAUGGCACGCUCAGCGUCUACAGUUCAGCGGCGAUACCUGUCUAUACAUGAGUACCAAUCCAUGAAGCUCUUGAACUUGUACGGUAUUCCUACGCCAAAGAGCGUCGCUGCAACCUCUCCCCAGGAAGCGUAUGCCGCCGCAUCUAACUUUGGCAAGGACAAGCUGGUUAUCAAGGCUCAAGUUCUAGCUGGUGGUCGCGGAAAGGGCAAGUUCGACAACGGCUUCCAAGGAGGUGUCCACAUGGUAGAUAGCCCUGAACAAGCCAAAGAAAUUGCAAGCAAGAUGAUAGGCUCCAAGCUCAUCACCAAACAAACGGGUGAACAUGGGCGGAUCUGCAACGCCAUUAUGCUGGCAGAGCGUCGUCAACCCGCUCAUGAGUACUACGUUGCCGUGCUGAACGACCGCGCCACGCAGGGAGUCGUUCUCGUCGCGUCCGCUCAGGGUGGUAUGAACAUCGAAGAGGUUGCAGCCAAGAACCCAAGCGCUAUCAUCACCACCCCUAUCGAUUUCGAGAAAGGUCUUUCUAAGGAUGAGGCCAUAAGCGUCGCAAAAAAACUUGGUUUUCAGACUGAUAAGACACAAUCAGAAGCCGCCGAUAUUUUCAUUAACUUGUACAGGAUAUUCAAAGAAAAAGACGCAACCCAGAUCGAAAUCAACCCUAUGGCGCUGACGACAGACGGAGAAGUACUCUGCAUGGACGCCAAAUUUGGCUUUGAUGACAACGCAGAAUUCCGCCAGAAAGACAUUUUCGCCCUGCGUGACAUAUCUCAGGAAGAGCCAUCAGAAGUUGAAGCCCAAAAGGCCAACCUCAGUUUCAUCAAACUCGAUGGCAGCAUCGGUUGCUUGGUAAAUGGUGCUGGACUAGCCAUGGCGACUAUGGAUGUUCUGUCACUUCAUGGUGGCAAUCCGGCGAACUUCCUUGAUGUGGGAGGAGGGGCUACCCCCGAAACCGUGAAGAAGGCAUUUGAAAUUCUUCUUCAGGAUCCCAAAGUCAAGAGCAUAUUUAUAAAUAUCUUUGGCGGCAUCAUGCGUUGCGACUACAUAGCUGAGGGUGUCAUCAAAGCCACCAAAGAGCUUGGACUCACGAUCCCCUUGAUUGUUAGACUGAAGGGAACAAAAGAGGCGGAAGCCAAGCAAAUGAUCAGAGAAUCUGGUUUGAAGAUUGUCGCGUUUGACAGUUUGGAUGAUGCAGCUGAAAAAGCGGUUCAACUUGCAGUUUAG